This is a messenger RNA of Populus euphratica (Euphrates poplar), 1435 nucleotides long. Its product is annotated as metal tolerance protein 1. The record is from RefSeq and is a predicted model, not a curated record. Lineage: Eukaryota; Viridiplantae; Streptophyta; Magnoliopsida; Malpighiales; Salicaceae. Gene Ontology annotation, molecular function: zinc ion transmembrane transporter activity. Gene Ontology annotation, cellular component: plasma membrane. Gene Ontology annotation, biological process: zinc ion transmembrane transport. The transcript is spliced from 2 exons.
UCUUGUGAACUUAGAUUGAUGGAAGCACAAAAUACUCAGCAUGCCCCCCCUGUUGAAACAAGCGUGGAUAUUCUUGAUGGAGAGGAUAGUGGAGUGAGUAAGGUAUGCGGGGAAGCACCUUGUGUAUUUUCAGAUACUGGAAAUAACCUCAAGAAUGCCAAAGAACGUUCAGCUUCAAUGCGUAAGCUCUGGAUAGCCGUGGCACUUUGUGUCGUGUUCAUGUGUGCUGAGGUGGCUGGUGGCAUCAAAGCCAAUAGUCUGGCAAUCUUGACUGAUGCUGCACAUUUGCUUUCAGAUGUUGCAGCCUUUGCUAUCUCCUUGUUUUCAUUUUGGGCAGCUGGCUGGGAAGCCACAUCCCGUCAAUCUUAUGGAUUUGUUAGGAUUGAGGUUCUCGGUGCACUGGUUUCCAUACAGCUCAUCUGGUUGCUUGCAGGGAUCUUGGUUUAUGAAGCCAUUGUUAGGCUCAUCCAUGAUACAAGGGAGGUAGAUGGGUUUCUUAUGUUUCUUGUUGCUGCAUUCGGUCUUCUAGUGAAUAUCGUCAUGGCACUUGUGUUAGGACAUGAUCACGGGCAUGACCAUGAUCACAAUCAUGGGACUGGCCACAGCCAUGGAAUGACAGUUAAUACUCAUCAUCGUCAUGACGACGAGCACCCAAAACAUGCGGACAAUCAUCAUAAGCACUCGACAGAUGAGCACCGUCAUGCUCAUGAAGAACAUGUUGAGCCGCUGCUGGAUAAAAAGGAAGCCAGGCAUGAAAAGAAGCAAAGGAACAUAAAUGUACAAGGUGCUUAUAUCCAUGUACUUGGGGAUUCCAUCCAGAGUAUCGGGGUCAUGAUAGGAGGUGCAAUCAUAUGGUAUAAGCCUGAGUGGAAGAUAGUUGAUCUGAUCUGAACCCUAUUCUUUUCAGUUGUAGUCUUGGGGACAACAAUCAAAAUGUUUCGGAACAUACUUGAAGUCUUGAUGGAGAGCACUCCAAGAGAGAUAGAUGCAUCAAAGAUUGAAAAGGGAUUGUCUGAGAUGGAGAACGUGGUGGCUAUCCACGAACUGCAUAUAUGGGCCAUUACCGUGGGCAAGAUUCUUCUGGCUUGUCAUGUGAAAAUCAGGCCUGAAGCAAAUGCAGACAUGGUGCUAGACAAUUUGAUGAACUAUAUCAGAAGUGAGUAUGGCAUCAGUCAUGUAACCAUCCAGAUUGAACGUUAGCAGAGGCAAAGGAAUUAGCUAGUUGAAUCUGGGGCCUGAUGUUUCCGAAACUGAUGAUCUUUCAUCACAUGCGCGUAUAUACUGUUCAUGGGAUAUCUUUCACUAUGUCCUUUACAAUUGUUUUUUACGCACAGAUAGAAAUUGUCAUCUUUAAUUUUGUCGCGAGUGUUGUUCGGAUUCUGGUAUUGUGAAUUUACAAUUGUAGAGUUGAUAAAUAUAGUUUCUUCAAUCUUCU